AGUGCGGCAUCCCGUGCGCCCGGGGUUCCUGCGCCAGCGUUGGCUUCCAGGCGGGCGCGGCCCGAACGGCGGGCGGCAAUGGUCCCUGAGGGGAGGCCGGACGGUGCGGGCGCCGGCGAGGAGAGCGCCCGGCUGCAGGCGGCGGGCAGCGUCCGCAAGGGCUGUGACCUCCUGGCAAAUUCGCAGCACGGCUGCCUGCAGAGCCGCAGGGCCCAGAUCCACCAGCAGAUCAACAGGGAGCUGAGGAUGCGGACGGGCGCCGAGAACCUGUACAGAGCCACCAGCAAUGCCCGGGUGAGGGAGACUGUGGCCCUGGAGCUGAGCUACGUCAACUCGAGCCUGCAGCUGCUGAAGGAGGAGUUGGAGGGGCUCGAUGGCAACGUGGACGCCGACCAGCCCCAGAGCGAAGGUAUCACUGUCCCCAUGAUCCCCCUGGGGCUGAAGGAGACCAAGCAGCUAGACUGGGCCACGCCCCUGAAGGAGCUGAUCUCAGGGCACUUUGGAGAGGACAGUGCUUCCUACGAGGCUGAAAUCCGGGAGCUGGAGGACCUGCGGCAGGCCGCGCGGACCCCUAGCCGGAGCGAGGCGGGCCUGGAGCUGCUCACGGCCUACUACAAUCAGCUGUGUUUCCAGGAGGCGCGCUUUGUCACCCCUGCCAGGAGCCUGGGGCUGCUGUUCCACUGCCUGACCCGACCCUGCAGGUAUGACUCGCUGACGGGGGUUCCGGCCCAGCAGCGGGCCCUGGCCUUCGAGAAGGGCAGCGUGCUCUUCAACAUCGGCGCCCUCCACACCCAGAUCGGGGCUCGCCAGGACCGCUCCUGCCCCGAGGGCACCAGCUGUGCUGUGGAGGCCUUUCAGAGGGCCGCGGGGGCCUUCAGCCUCCUGAGGGAGAACUUCUCCCACGCACCCAGCCCCGACAUGAGCCCCGCCUCACUCUCCAUGCUGGAGCAGCUCAUGACCGCCCAGGCCCAGGAGUGCGUCUUCGAGGGCCUCUUGCUGCAGGCUCCCGUGGCUCCCCGUGACUGCCUGGCCCAGCUCCACCUGGCUCAGGAGGCCGCCCAGCAGGUGGCGGCCGAGUACCGGCUGGUGCUUCAGACCAUGGCCCAGCCGCCCGUCCAGGACUACGUGCCCUUCCCCUGGACCACCCUGGUGCACGUGAAGGCCGAGUACUUCCGCGCCCUGGCCCACUACCACGCGGCCCUGGCCCUGUGUGACGGCGCCCCGGUGGCGGAGGCGGAGCUUCCAGCCCUCGAGCAGAUCUUCCUCGGGCUCCCGGCCUCGUCUGAGCCCCGGGGCCCCGCCCUGCCCCAGGAGCAGGAGGACCGCCGGAAGCUGGGCAAGGCCCACCUGAAGCGGGCCAUCCUGGGUCAGGAGGAGGCCCUGCGGCUGCAUGCCGUGUGCCGGGCCCUGCGCAGGGUGGACCUGCUGCAGGUCGUGCUGGCCCAGGCGCUGCGGCGCUCUCUGGCCAAGUACUCGGAACUCGACCUCGAGGACGACUUCUGUGAGGCCGCCGAGGCCCCUGACGUUCGGCGUGAGCAGCCAAGCCCCUUGGCUAAGACGCAGCGGAGGCCGGAGGGCAGGGCGCCCAGCUUCUCCCGGGUGAAGGUGGCUGACAUCUUCCAUCGUCUGGGGCCCCUGUCCGUGUUCUCAGCCAGGAACCGCUGGCGGCUGGCAGGGCCCAUCCACGUGGCCCGAGGAGAGGGCGGCUUCGGCUUCACGCUGCGGGGCGACGCGCCCGUCCUCAUCGCGGCUGUCGUUCCAGGGGGCCGGGCCGCGGCGGCCGGCCUGAAGGAGGGUGACUACAUCGUGUCAGUGAACGGGCAGCCGUGCAGGUGGUGGAAGCAUGCAGAUGUGGUAGCCCAGCUGAAGGGCGUGGGCGACGAGGGCGUGAGCCUGCAGGUGCUGACGCUGCUGCCUGGUGCCGAGCCGCCUGGCUCGGGGGACCGCUGGCCAGCCCUGGGGGCGCUUCUGAGGAGCCAGAAGGAGUGUGGCUGGGAGACACCAGGGCCCGCACAAGCCAGCCCCAGGCCCCUCCUUGGCUGGAACCGCAAGGCCAAGAGGGGCAAGGCUGGAAGGAGGCUGUCCCCAGCCCCACACCCCUGAGCCGGGCUGCCCAGGCCGGCAGUGAGGGGCCAGCUCUCCCCACACCCCAGCCCCAGCACAGGCUCCAGCUGACUGGGAGUGAGGACCCCAUGCACGCCUUCCUGACCCCAGAGCACCUUCGGGCCAGUUUGCUGCCCCACCCAGUGCCCAGAGCUGCCCAUUAAAGACAUUGUGAGAUGA
This is a messenger RNA of Lagenorhynchus albirostris (white-beaked dolphin), 2283 nucleotides long. RefSeq names its product rhophilin Rho GTPase binding protein 1 (gene RHPN1). Bases 79 to 2103 code for a protein of 674 amino acids. Gene Ontology annotation, biological process: signal transduction; negative regulation of stress fiber assembly. Gene Ontology annotation, molecular function: protein binding. NCBI's taxonomy places the organism in Eukaryota, Metazoa, Chordata, Mammalia, Artiodactyla, Delphinidae. The transcript is spliced from 15 exons. The record is from RefSeq and is a predicted model, not a curated record.